Messenger RNA from Aspergillus pseudoviridinutans, 1341 nucleotides. RefSeq lists its product as uncharacterized. The record is from RefSeq and is a predicted model, not a curated record. Lineage: Eukaryota; Fungi; Ascomycota; Eurotiomycetes; Eurotiales; Aspergillaceae. The transcript is spliced from 2 exons. Gene Ontology annotation, molecular function: protein binding. Bases 1 to 1341 code for a protein of 446 amino acids.
AUGACUUCUAUCACUGUUCUUCCAAGUGAGCUCCUCGCUCGCAUCAUCUCCUUCCUUGACCGGCCGUCCCUGAAGGCAAUCCGGGAAACGAGUCGCCUUCUGUCACAGUUUGCUACUCCACGGCUAUUCGACACUCUGCGUCUGUUUCCGGACGAAGAGAGUUAUGAGGCGGUCGAUCACAUUACGAACCAUGCAAGACUGAAGAAAAUGGUCAAGAAGGUCUAUGUCAAUACGUGCGAAGAUGACUAUGACGAUGAUGACGAGGAGGAGGAAGUCGAAUUGACAAAGGAUUUCAAGGACAGAAUCGCGAAAUUCAAAGACUGUCCAAAUGUGCAAAGCGCCGUCUUGCGGUUUGACAAGCAUUGUAGUACCGGCCGCGAGGAUUGGAUGCCAGAGCAUCCAGAGACCAUCGCCUUUCGCACAAAAACUCUUCGUGUCUUCUUUAAAUGGCUGGCCUCGUUCGAAGUACCUCUGCGUGAACUCGGCAUUCGUAACAUGCAAGAUGUCAAUGUCGGUGAUGAUCAAAUAUCCGCCAAUAUCGAGAAAGUGCUGCAGAAUUUACGCACUCUCCGAUUAAGCAUCGUGACGGAGCACAACGAAGCCGCCCCGGAGGAUGACCUUGACUUCCCCGAGCCACAUGACUUCUUUGCGCAGCUUCCAUCCGUGUGGUUGAAGCCAUCCGCGUCAUCUUUGGAGCAUCUGACGCUCUCCUGCGACAACUACUUCGGCUUCUAUCCGAAGCUGGAACUAAGCGAGGUGCAUUUUCCGCACCUCAAAUCCCUCGCCUUUGGUAAUUAUUGCUUUGUGCGGGACUCUCAGCUGGAAUGGAUCCUUUCGCAUGCAGCCACUCUGAACGAACUAUCCUUCGACGAUUGCGCGAUUUUAUACGAUGUGUGCCUCGCCGAAGAGCAUGUGGCCGACAGGGGUCCCUUCAAGAAGAGCGCAAUGGAAACCCGUCGAGAGCUUGAAGGGGUGCGGCAAAACUACUACCUCUCCUACGAUAAGCGGUGGCAUGAUUACUUUGACUCCUUCCGAACAAAGCUACCUCAUUUGAGGCGGUUCCUUAUCGGAAGCAGCGACUGGGGUCAUGGCGUCCCGUUCGAAAAGGAGGAAGAAGUCAAGAUCUGCUUGCAGGAAAAUAGGUACAUGGUCUGCUAUGAUGGAUACGGACCCAGUCCGUAUCUUGAACCAGGCUAUGGUCCUCACGAGUGGGAAAGGGACGCACCCCAGUGCGAUGAGGAAGAUAGAAACUCCUUACGCCUGCUCUUUGAGAAGACGGGGCAGAGAGUCGUCAAGAUCCCGUUCUUGAGACGCUACCAAAAUUGGAGCAGCGAGGACUAA